Molecule: messenger RNA, 1656 nt
Organism: Malania oleifera
Lineage: Eukaryota; Viridiplantae; Streptophyta; Magnoliopsida; Santalales; Ximeniaceae
Product: aldehyde oxidase GLOX-like
Exons: 1
Coding region: 1-1656 (551 amino acids)
Source: RefSeq, a predicted model, not a curated record
AUGAAUCGAUCUAUGAUUCUUUCCCUCCUCCUUUGUCACCUGCUUUUCCCCGCCGCCCCGUCGUGCCGCCGCGUUGCCACCGCCUCUGGAAGCGGCCGGUGGACUCUCCUCCAAAAUAGCAUCGGCAUAACCGCGAUGCACAUGCAACUUCUCAAUAACGACCGCGUCAUCAUCUUCGACCGGACCGACUUCGGCCACUCAAACCUCUCCCUGCCGCUCGGAAAAUGCCGCCGCGACGCCGCCGACAUGUCCCUCCGGGUCGACUGCACCGCCCACUCCGUCAAGUAUGACAUCGAGUCCAACACUUUCAGGCCCCUCACGGUCCAAACUGACAUCUGGUGCUCCUCCGGCUCCGUCGCACCCGACGGCCGCCUGGUUCAGGCCGGCGGGUUCAACGACGGCGAACGAAGGGUCAGAAUUUUUCGACCGUGCUUUAAUACUAAUUGUGAUUGGGAAGAAAUUGAAAAUGGACUUGCAUUAAGAAGAUGGUACGCCACCAGUCACGUGCUGCCGGACGGGAGCCAGAUCAUCGUCGGCGGCCGGCGAGAAUUCAGCUACGAGUUUUUGCCGAAAAGGGAUUUUUCCCAAAGUGCUUAUUUCUUAAGAUUUCUAGUGGAAACAUUUGACCCCAAAACGGAAAAUAAUCUUUACCCAUUUGCUCUCCUCAACGUCGAUGGCAAUCUGUUUAUUUUCGCCAACAAUCGGGCUAUUUUGUUCGACUACAAAAGCAGCGUCGUAGUGAGGAAUUUCCCGGAAAUUCCCGGCGGCGACCCAAGGAAUUAUCCGAGCACCGGCUCGGCGGUUCUGCUGCCGUUGAAGAACUUACGUGGACUUUCCGUCGAAGCUGAGGUUUUGGUUUGUGGGGGCGCCCCUAGAGGCUCUUUCUUUCAAGCACAAACUGGGGUUUUCGUGGGUGCUCUUAACACGUGUGGAAGAAUCAAAAUAACCGACCCGUCACCUACCUGGGUCAUGGAGACCAUGCCAGUCGCCCGGGUCAUGGGCGACAUGAUACUGCUUCCAAACGGGGACGUUUUGAUCGUUAACGGUGCGUCUGCUGGUACUGCCGGGUGGCAAAAUGCUCGGGACCCGGUUUUGAUGCCGGUCAUUUAUCGACCCGAUAACCCAGAAGGUACCCGGUUUGAGCCCCAAAAUCCAACAACCAUACCACGGAUGUACCAUUCAAGUGCGAUUCUACUUCGUGACGGGCGGGUCCUCGUUGGGGGAAGCAACCCGAAUAUCGGGUAUACCUUCACGGAUGUUCCUUUCCCAACAGAGUUAAGCUUGGAGGCGUUUUUGCCUCCAUAUCUUGAUUCCGGGUCUUCGGAUUUACGCCCAAAAAUAUGGUGGCCCGGGUCUCAUGACAAGUUUGGGUACGGGCAGCUGUUUGCAGUUCGGUUCUCCAUUUCGGGUGGAUCAUUGGAUCAAAACUCGAUUUCGGUUACGAUGGUGGCGCCAUCAUUUACCACGCAUUCGUUUGCUAUGAGUCAAAGACUGCUGAUGCUUUAUUGGUGCAAUGCAACGGCAGUGGCAAAUUCGACAUUUGAGCUUCGGGUUAUGACACCGGGUUCGGGUAAUCUUGCCCCGCCCGGAUAUUAUAUUUUGUUUUUGAUCCAUCAGGGGAUACCCGGGGAAGGCGUUUGGGUCCAAAUUCAGUAA